AUGGAUAGCCAAGUGUACCACGCUGUUCAAGAUGAUAGCAUUAAUUACCACCAGAUGCUAAUCACAAAGGACAUUGCAUUUCUUAAGAGAAACUCAUCCACGGCCCUCUUUUUUUCCCGCUUUCAGUGUGAAUCGAUCACCGGGGUGAAUCACUCCGUCUCAAGGCAGGCCCCUCCACCCUCCCCAGCUCUCAAGGUACAUGUCAGUCAGAGCAUACAGAUCCUGGCACAUGAAAUUGCAUUCAUCCUGGCAAGAAAGGAAAGGCCGGAGCCCGGUUAUAUAUCCGCGAUGUUGAGACUAGGGACAGUGGCCUUCUCGAGCAGAGUACCUCUGGAAUAUCACUGUGGGACGAACAGUCGAUCUCGGCUAUCGCGUAUUCUCGAGAAGAUCGAGAAGCUUUCAGAGAGGUCUUGUAACAACUACAUACAAUUAACGGUGUCGCGUCGGUCACGAGCUCCGGAUUGA
Messenger RNA from Morchella sextelata, 465 nucleotides. RefSeq lists its product as uncharacterized. The transcript has 9 exons. The record is from RefSeq and is a predicted model, not a curated record. NCBI's taxonomy places the organism in Eukaryota, Fungi, Ascomycota, Pezizomycetes, Pezizales, Morchellaceae. The coding region runs from base 1 to 465 and encodes 154 amino acids.